AUGCUGUGCUCUGUCGAAGAGCUGAGUGUCUAUGGGCAGCCCUGGCCCAGCCCUGGCCGGUGGGUGAGGCUGCAGGCCCCGAAUGGCAGGAAGGUCCACGGACAGUCAGUCUGGUUCCGGAAGCUGCUAAGCAAGAUCUGCUGGGAAAGGGAGCAGGCCAGCCUGUUCCUGCAGAGCCCCUACAGCUGUCUGCCUGCCCCGGGCACUGAGGGCCCCCACACCUGUUCCUUCCAGCUCACCCACUCACCCUUUGCCCUGGACAUUGGCAGCACUGUCCUCUCAUGCACCUCUCCUGCCUCCUGCAGAGAGCAGCCCAUUUUCACCACCCGCGCCCACGUCUUCCAGAUAGAUCCCAGCACCAAGAAGAACUGGGUGCCCGCCAGCAAGCAGGCUGUUACCGUCUCCUUCUUCUAUGAUGUCACCAGGAACAGUUACCGGAUCAUCAGUGUGGAUGGAGCCAAGGUGAUCAUCAACAGCACCAUCACGCCCAACAUGACCUUCACCAAGACGUCACAAAAGUUCGGGCAGUGGGCUGACAGCAGGGCCAGCUCUGUAUUUGGCCUGGGUUUCUCUUCUGAGCUGCAGCUGACAAAGUUUGCAGAGAAAUUUCAAGAGGUGAGAGAAGCUGCCAAACUAGCCCGAGAGAAGUCCCAGGACAAGCUCGAGACUGGAAGUGACCAUUCCCAGGAAUCCAGUUGUGAAGGCCCGUCCUCUGCGCAGGCCUCCAGCGUGAAUGGCACAGACGAUGAGAAGGCCUCGAGGGAUGCUGGUCCCAUCCACUCGCACCUGCGCUCCGAGAACAACAAGCUGAAGCUGGCCUUGACACAGAGUGCAGCCAACGUGAAGAAGUGGGAGGUGGAGCUGCAGACACUUCGGGAGAGCAACGCCCGACUGAAUUCGGCGCUGCAGGAGUCGGCGGCCUGCGCUGAGCAGUGGAAGCGCCAGUUCUCCGUGUGCCGUGACGAGAAUGACCGGCUGCGUAGCAAGAUUGAGGAGCUGGAAGAACAGUGUGGGGAGAUCAACCGGGAGAAGGAGAGGAACAGCCAGCUCAACAGGAGGAUCGACAGCACUGGGAUAUCGGAGUUGCAGGAGAAGGAGACGGAGCUGAAGGACCUCCGGAAGCAGAGCGAGAUCAUCCCACACGUCAUGUCUGAGUGUGACUAUAUCUCUGAGAAGUUAGAGGCAGCUGAGAGGGACAAUCAGAACCUGGAAGACAAGGUGAGGGCCCUGAAGACAGAUGUGGAGGAGAGCAAGUACCGGCAGCGCCACCUGCAGGUGGAGUUGAAGAGCUUCCUGGAGGUGCUGGACGGCAAGAUCGAUGACCUACAUGACUUCCGCAGGGGCCUGUCCAGGCUGGGCACCGACCACUAGCUCUGGACCCAUCCAGGCACUGACCAUCAGCCAACGGCCCCAUCCAGGCCCUGACCACCAGCCGAGGGCCUGGUGAGUUGCC
This is a messenger RNA of Suncus etruscus (white-toothed pygmy shrew), 1453 nucleotides long. RefSeq names its product homer scaffold protein 2 (gene HOMER2). Gene Ontology annotation, molecular function: G protein-coupled glutamate receptor binding. Gene Ontology annotation, biological process: G protein-coupled glutamate receptor signaling pathway; regulation of store-operated calcium entry. The record is from RefSeq and is a predicted model, not a curated record. Lineage: Eukaryota; Metazoa; Chordata; Mammalia; Eulipotyphla; Soricidae. Gene Ontology annotation, cellular component: dendrite; plasma membrane; cytoplasm.